Messenger RNA from Podarcis raffonei (Aeolian wall lizard), 988 nucleotides. RefSeq names its product dolichyl-phosphate mannosyltransferase subunit 1, catalytic (gene DPM1). Lineage: Eukaryota; Metazoa; Chordata; Lepidosauria; Squamata; Lacertidae. The transcript has 9 exons. Bases 20 to 745 code for a protein of 241 amino acids. Gene Ontology annotation, biological process: protein O-linked glycosylation via mannose; GPI anchor biosynthetic process. Gene Ontology annotation, cellular component: endoplasmic reticulum membrane. The record is from RefSeq and is a predicted model, not a curated record. Gene Ontology annotation, molecular function: dolichyl-phosphate beta-D-mannosyltransferase activity.
CUCCUCCGCCGCCACCAUCAUGGCCGCCUCCCGGGACAAGUACUCGGUGCUGCUGCCCACCUACAACGAGCGCGAGAACCUGCCGCUCAUUGUGUGGCUGCUGGUGAGGAGUUUCGAGCAGAGUGGAAAUGAUUUCGAAAUUAUAGUAAUAGAUGAUGGAAGUCCUGAUGGGACCCAGGAAGUUGCCGAACAGUUGAUAAAGAUUUAUGGAUCUGAUAAGAUUCUUUUAAGACCCAGAGCAAAGAAACUUGGAUUGGGGACUGCUUACAUUCAUGGAAUGAAGCAUGCCACAGGAAACUUCAUUAUUAUUAUGGAUGCUGACCUCUCACACCAUCCAAAAUUCAUUCCAGAGUUCAUCAGAACACAGAAAGAAGGUAACUUUGACAUUGUGUCUGGAACGCGAUAUAAAGGAAAUGGAGGUGUGCAUGGGUGGGAUUUGAAACGAAAAUUGAUCAGCCGUGGCGCCAACUUCCUCACUCAAGUUCUACUGCGGCCAGGUGCAUCCGACUUAACAGGCAGCUUCAGGUUAUAUAGAAAAGAUGUUUUACAAAAACUGAUGGAGAAAUGCGUCUCGAAAGGAUAUGUUUUCCAGAUGGAAAUGAUUGUCCGGGCCAGACAACUGGGUUUCUCUGUUGGAGAGGUACCUAUAUCAUUUGUGGACAGAGUCUAUGGCGAAUCUAAACUAGGAGGCAAUGAAAUAGUUUCUUUUGUAAAGGGACUGUUGACUUUGUUUGCAACUACAUAAUUUAUUAAAGAGAAUCUUCCUAGCAUUCCAUAUACCUUUGCAUUGGACUGAAGAAAUUAUUUUUAUAUGGGAUAGUGGAAUCUUGCUAAGUUUUCUUGUGGCUAUAUAUAGAAAAUCAUUGCUAAUUUCUGAUUUGAAGAAAAACAAUACAGUGCAUAUAAUUCGGGCGGCAUUAUUUAUUAAAUGUGAAUAAUGAUCACUGUGUAAUGUUUACUAUUCAAAAAUAAACCCAUUCCAUUUAAA